Messenger RNA from Eimeria mitis, 2496 nucleotides. RefSeq lists its product as uncharacterized. The record is from RefSeq and is a predicted model, not a curated record. The transcript has 5 exons. Lineage: Eukaryota; Apicomplexa; Conoidasida; Eucoccidiorida; Eimeriidae. The coding region runs from base 1 to 2496 and encodes 831 amino acids.
AUGAGCAGCUAUCAGCGUGCAGCAGUUAAAAGAAUAGCAGCAGCAGCAUCUGCUGCAGCAGCAGCAGCAGCAGCAGCAGCAGCAGCAGCAAAGAGACGCCGCCGCACCCACAGGCGGUUGGGUGCCCUUAGGAAAGCAGCAGCAGCAGCAGCAGCAGCAGCAGCAGCAGCAGCAACACGAACAGCAACAACUGCAACAGGAGCAGCAGCAGCAGCAGCAGCAACACCAACAGCAGCAGCACUAAUAGCAGCAACAGAUAAAGCAGCAACCAUCUAUACUGCAGCGUCUUGCUGGCAGCAGCAGAAGCAGCAGCAGCAGCAGCAGCAGAAGCAGCAGCAGCAACAGCAGCAGCAGCAGCAGCAGCAGUUGCUGCUGCAGCAGGUGCAGCAGCUAUACAACUGCCUUCAAUCAGAGACUGUUUGCUGCCCGGUGCUGCAAUCUGCUGCGCUGCUGCUGCGGUCUCCUGCAGCAGCAGCAGCAGCAGCAGCAGCAGCAACAGCAGCAGCAGCAGCAGCAACACCAACAGCAACUGCAGCAGCAGCAGCAGCAGCAGAAGUAAGGGAUCUUAUUAAAGGGCUGAUAGAACUGAAGGAAGCAUUACUAACACAGAGACCAUCUGCUGCUGCUGCUGCUGCUGCUGCUGCUGCUGGUGCUGCUGCUGGUGAGCAGCGGAAUAUAUAUGCAGUUGCUGUUGCAGCAGUUGCUGCUGCUGCUGCUGCUGCUGCAGUCAAGCGCAUGCGUUUGCUGCUGCAGCAGAUUGCUGCUGCUGCAGUGCAGCGAGCAGCAAUCAAUAAAACGCGCGUUAUUGGUUCUGUGCAUCAGCAGCAAAAUCCUCGGUUGCUGCUGCUGCUGCUGCAGCAGAAGCAGCAGCAGCAGCAGCAGCAGCAGCAGCAGGAACUGCAACAGCAGCAGCAGCAGCAGCAAGAGCUGCUGCUGUCACGGGCUGAUGAACCCGUCAGGCUCUUCCUUAUCAGCAGCAGCAGCAGCAACAGCAGCAGCAGCAGCAGCAGCAGCCUCAGCAUUUGCAGUAGCAGCGACAGCAACAGCAACAGCAGCAACACUAGCAGCAUCAGCAGCAGCAGCAGCCUCAGCAUUUGCAGUAGCAGCAACAGCAACAGCAACAGCAGCAACACUAGCAGCAGCAGCAGCAGCAGCAGCCUUAGCAUUUCCAGCAGCAGCAACAGCAACAGCACCAACACUAGCAGCAGCAGCAGCAGCAGCAGCAGCCUCAGCAUUUGCAGCAGCAGCAGCAGCAGCAGCAGCAGCAGCAUCAGAGAAGAGCAUCAGCAGCAGAUCGAGUCUUUGUCUUUUAUAUCUGCUGCACUGCAGCAGCUGCUGCAGCAGCAACCACUAAUAUUUAUAAUAGGAGGCAGCAGCUGCUGGCUUUCUCGUGUUUGCUGCUGCUACCUUUCUCCUUGCUGCAGCAGCACAGGCAAAGGAGUGUAUGGGCAGCUACCUAUGCCUUUGCUGCUGCAGCUGAAGCUGCUGCUGCAGCAGCAGUUUCGUUUUAUCUUUCUUUUGGGUUUUCCUACUACUCAAUCACCAACCCCUUAUUUAUAUUCUUUGCUGCUGCAGCAGCAGCAGCAGCAACUGCAGCAGCAACUGCUGCAGCUCCAGCAGCAACAGCAACUGCAGCAGGAGCAAGUGCAGCAGCAGCAACUGCAGCAGGAGCAGCAGCAGCAACAACUGCAGCAGCAGGAGCAGCAGCUGCAGCAGGAGCAAGUGCAGCAGGAGAAGCUGCAGCAGCAGCAGCAGCAACAACAACAGCAACAAAACCAGCAGGAGCAGCAGGUGCAACAGCAGCAGCAGCAGAUGCAACUGCAGCAGCAGCAGCAGCAGCAACUGCAGCAGCAACUGCAGCAACUGCAGCAGCAGCAGCAGCAAUAUAAGCAUGUUUAUACAGGCUUCUUCCCCCCCUUAGAUGAGCAAGAAAAAUAUCUGGAGCUGCAGCAGCAACUGCAGCAACAACAGCAGCAGCAGCAGCAUACUCAGCAGCAGCAGGAUGAGCAGCAAGACGAUCAGCAGCAGCAGCAGCAGCACAACAACCACCAGCAUCAUCAUCAUCACCAUCUACAGCUACAGCAGCAGCAGCAGCAGCAGCAGGAACUGCAGCUGCAGCAGCAGCAACUGCAGCAGCAGCUGCAUGCGCUUGAAUGUCUGCUGCAUAUUGCUGCUGGGGGCGGGAGGAACAGCCAGAGCAGCACUUGCUGCUAUCCAGCAGUGGUGCAGCAGCAGCAGCAGCAGCAGCAGCAGCAGCAGCAGCAGCAGCAGCAGCAGCAGCAGCAGCAGCAGGAGGAACAGCAGCAGCAGGAGGAGGAGCAGCAGCAGCAGGAGGAACAGCAGCAGCGCGAGAAACAGCAGCAGCAGCAGCAGCAGCAGCAGCAACAGCUGCUGCAGCAGCCCUUCCAUCACCAGCAGCACCAGCAGCAGCAACAGCAACAGCAGCAGCAGCAGCAGCAGCAGCAGCAAGUGCUGCUGCAGCAGCAACAAAGUUAG